UUUUAUUUUUUAUUUAUUUCAUUUAUUUGGUUCCGUUCCUGAAACGAAUACCUGUCAAAAUCUUUUAGUGGUAAUUAUUGCAUAUUUAUUUAUUAUUAUUUGUACGUGACUCUGAAAGUUGUCAAGCUGAAACAUGUCGAUCCCUCCUGGAGAUUCUACAGAAAACAAGCCAGUUAAUGAAUAUGGAGCAAAGAUGGACCACGUGAAGUAUCUUCAAAUUGGGGCUGAACUGGAGGUAAUAUUACAGAACGAUAUUCGAGGAUGUGAAGCAAAGUUCACAUUAUUCGUGGCUGCUAUCCAAAGUGCUGAUCGUGAAGAAUUGUUAGACCCGAUUCCGCCAAUGUUUAUGAACGCUGAUAAUAAAUGUGAUUUUGAUGGACUACUCGAAACUAUCAACGCAACUCCUAAAUUAAAUGUUUUGCUUCGAAAAAUAAAAGGACCCAGGAUUUCAGAAGUUAAUCCACGAGCAAUCCAUUUACUUCAUUGGAUUCUUUGGGAAAAAAGGAUACCCGAAAUUCGAACCAUGAAUGAAAAAGAGUUGCAAAAAGUCAUUACUCUUACUCAACAUUUUGAAGACAAAGUAGAUCCCACAGAUAUCUUUCGAAUUUGUUAUGAUUCCAAUUCACAGGAGGAGAAAACUUUUGAGGCACGAGCAUCGCAAUAUGGACUCAACAAUGGUAUGUGCGGUUAUUCUCUGGAUAAAUAUUAUUCGGUGUUGUAUAAUGGAUUUUUGUAUAACAAACAAAGGAAAGACAAUUCUGAUGCAUCUCUUAUAAUAUCUCAGAAUGUCUCAGUGAGUUUGCAGGAAAGUAAUUUCCAAUUCUGUUGGAAAGGUUCAAGUCUGGGCACUGAACUGAGAUGUGUGGCUUUGUGUCAAUUCAUAUGUCGCUCUGCAUAUUAUCACUUUAUAAGUAAAUGUGAUAAUGCAUGUUUGUCCAUUCUGCUAGGUGAUAUCGUUCGCCCACGUUAUCUCAUGUUCUUUGCUAAACACCCAAUGCCAGUCUCUGCUACUACUGAUGUUUCUUUAAUCGACGAAUUUAAUGGUGCUACCGGCACUAGUACACAAAUCGAAGAUGUAUCAAUUCCAAAGACAUCAGCCAACCGUGAACGAAACUACCUGGUCUUUGGGUUGACAGUUUGUACAUUAGCUAUUGGCGUUUAUGCGUACAAGAAAAACGUUUUUGGGUUUAAAAAUCUUUUGGAUUCUAAUGUCAAGGGAGCAUUUAAUAAAUGCUCAAAUAUUUUUCAUAAAUUUUUUUAAAAAAUAUUA
Messenger RNA from Teleopsis dalmanni, 1270 nucleotides. RefSeq lists its product as uncharacterized. Bases 134 to 1261 code for a protein of 375 amino acids. Gene Ontology annotation, molecular function: kinase binding; protein serine/threonine kinase activator activity. The record is from RefSeq and is a predicted model, not a curated record. The transcript has a single exon. Gene Ontology annotation, biological process: endoplasmic reticulum unfolded protein response. Lineage: Eukaryota; Metazoa; Arthropoda; Insecta; Diptera; Diopsidae. Gene Ontology annotation, cellular component: membrane; endoplasmic reticulum tubular network; nuclear envelope.